This is a messenger RNA of Microplitis mediator, 1382 nucleotides long. RefSeq names its product venom protease-like. Gene Ontology annotation, biological process: proteolysis. Bases 216 to 1130 code for a protein of 304 amino acids. The transcript is spliced from 5 exons. The record is from RefSeq and is a predicted model, not a curated record. Gene Ontology annotation, molecular function: serine-type endopeptidase activity. NCBI's taxonomy places the organism in Eukaryota, Metazoa, Arthropoda, Insecta, Hymenoptera, Braconidae.
UUGUCCAUGAACGUGAACUCAAACUGGUCGUCGGAUCUUACAGUCGGGUUUAAGACGUUUGCCAAUACGUGUCUUGUCUAUAUAUACAAAUAUAUUUUUAUAUAUUUUUGUAUAGAUAAGUCAUGAUAAUUUAUAUAUAAUUUAUUUAUUAAUUUAACUGUUGUAAAGUAACUAAUUAUUAUUUUUUAAUUUUUAAUUGUGUCUUAAUUAUUAUAAUGAAAAAAAUUAUUAUUUUUUUUUGUUUUAUUGCUUUUGUUAAUUGUUAUGAGAAAAAAAAUUUAAUCACUGAUGUUGUGAGAAAUUUUUUCGGAAUAUUCGGUAAUAAACCACCGAAUGCAACUCAGUCCCCUGGACCUUGUUAUUGUAGCUGUGGACUAAGAAAUGAAGAAAGUCGUAUUGUUGGUGGACAGACAACGCGGAUUAAUGAAUUUCCAUGGAUGGUCAGGUUGUCUUAUUUAAAUAAAUUUUAUUGUGGAGGUACAUUAAUUAACGAUCGUUAUGUAUUGAGUGCUGCACACUGUGUUAGAGGUCUUUUUUUUAGAUUCAUGUGGUUUAUGAUAAAAGUAACAUUUGGUGAACACGAUCGAUGUGACGAAAAAAAUAAACCAGAGACACGUUUUGUUGUACGUGUAACAACUGGAGAUUUUAGUUUUCUUAAUUUUGACAACGAUAUUGCAUUACUGAAGCUUAAUGAUCGUGUACCGCUAACUGAUACAAUACGACCUAUUUGUCUCCCUACAGUAAAAGAAAAUGACUACGUAGGAACAAAAGCAAUUGCUGCUGGCUGGGGUACAUUACAUGAAGAUGGUAAGCCGUCAUGUUUUUUACAAGAAGUUGAAGUACCAGUUAUGAGCUUAAAAGAUUGUCGUAACACAAGUUACAGUCCACGUAUGAUAUCAGAUAAUAUGAUGUGCGCUGGUUACCCAGACGGUAAAAAAGACUCUUGUCAAGGUGACAGUGGGGGUCCAUUGAUUGCCGAGAGACAGGACAAAAAAUAUGAAGUAAUUGGUGUCGUGUCGUGGGGCAAUGGCUGUGCACGUCCUGGUUAUCCAGGUGUUUACACCCGAUUAACGCGUUAUCUUGAUUGGGUGCUUACUAAUUCACGCGACGGUUGUUUUUGUGAGACUUGAGCACUGACAAUAUUUUAUAACUAGUUUUAGCUACUGAAUAUUAUUAUUAUAUGACAUCAUUAAUAUAAGAUUGUCAAAUUAAGUUGAUUAAUAAAACAAAAAUUUUUUAAUUAUAGUCAUUAUUAUUUUUAUUGUAAUAAUUAUUAUUAAGAUUGAUUAAUAAUUCUUUUUUAAUUGGUUGAUAAUUAAUUGAAAAUUGUAAUUAUAUGAUAUAUAUUUUUUUGCUGAAACAAUAAAAAUAUAUGCAUCAUU